This is a messenger RNA of Aspergillus pseudoviridinutans, 1863 nucleotides long. RefSeq names its product transcription factor domain-containing protein. Gene Ontology annotation, biological process: DNA-templated transcription. The transcript is spliced from 5 exons. Gene Ontology annotation, molecular function: DNA binding; zinc ion binding. The record is from RefSeq and is a predicted model, not a curated record. Bases 1 to 1863 code for a protein of 620 amino acids. Gene Ontology annotation, cellular component: nucleus. Lineage: Eukaryota; Fungi; Ascomycota; Eurotiomycetes; Eurotiales; Aspergillaceae.
AUGGCAGGACGUCACGCCGCCGGAAUGGAAAGCCCGCCUCCUGCGAGCCAUGUCGCAAAGACAAAGUCCGGUGUGAUCAUGGGCAUCCGGUCUGUUCCCGGUGUCUGCGGCGCGGCAGCACCACAUGCUUCUGCGGAGCCCCAAUCCGAACUCCGCGGGUCUCCUGAGGCUUUGUCGUCGUCGGGCUCGAGGUCAGACCAUUUGCUCUCAGCGGGAUACUUGGGACCGACCAGUUUUGUUUCUGUUUUGGGCGAAGGAGACGGUGCGAAUGAGCUAGUCCCUACCGCUGAUGAAAGCACUGCGGCGUCGUCUGUUCCAGGAUGGUGGGUGAAGAGAGCUACCGAGGUCGUUGGCCAUCUUGUGGAAUUUCCUACUCUCAAGCAAUCGAUACUGGAAUUCUACGGUGUCAGUCAGGCAGCCGUGAUUGCAGCGCCUUUCGUCCUGAAUGCACUCUCCCAAAUGCAGGACACCUACCAUGCGUACCAGCUGGAUCAAGGGGAGACAGAAAUUCCGGCGUUGGUUGCAACCGUCCUUGACAACACGAGGCGGAAAUUCAGUGUCCCCCCUACGGUGGACGGAGCGCACUUCCACAGGCUCUACACAGGUUCUAGCCUGCGUUUGGAGAUACUUGGGGUUGUUUAUGCUUUGGCAGGUCGAGCGAGCCAAUUCGGACUGGGGCGACCGAAGAACAAGCUCCUGUCCUCACACUUUGCGCGCAGGAUGCUCGCGGCGAGUGAUACCGCACUUGAAACGUGCAGAUAUCUAUCGCCUGUGAAUGACCUUACGCUCUGGCUACUCCACGAAAAUCUUCUUUUGUCCACGUUGGUCCUGGGUCAUUCGAGCUCAGUGACCUGGCAUCGGCUAGGUGAACUCGCGACAUGCAUUUUCGAGCUUGGUUUGCACCGGGACUCGGAUGAACGCACUGAUCUUCCGGACUUUCUGCUGGAGUCCAGACGCAGGCUAUUCGCUGCUGUCUAUCAAUUGGACAAGAGCAUUGCGACCUUCUUGGGCCGACCACCCCGGAUCUCGUGGAGACAUUCUGAUUGCCGCCUGCCUCUUGAUAUCAGCGAUGAGGCUCUCACUGGGAGUAGACAGCUUGCGCAAAAAUCGGUGACGGCGGAAGGGUGGAGUUGUCAUGCUGUCUACCAGCGUUCAGCCUGGAUCCGACUGCGCUUCCUCAUCAGCACGUUUCGGGAGGAAAUCUUGGAGCUGUCCUUGACAAAGUCCAGCGAGCAUCGGGACGAGCAAUUAAGUCAUCUUCACUAUACAGAGGACUGCUGGAACACUCAUCAACCGAUCAGUGUCAAGGUCAUGCUCAUUGUCUCAUACCUGGCGUUUCUCUACAAUGAGUUUCUUGUGCAGCGGCUGUUGGCUCUCAACAGCACAGAAUAUAGCACUGCAUUGGUCGACGUGAGUUCGACCAUCCUUUCAACGGUCUUGACCUUUGGCAGACAACAGGAAUGGGCUGUUGAUAUCCAUCGCGACUUUAUCUGGACACUUCUCCUCUACGGCUUCCCCAGCGCGAGUGUUUUACUCAAAGCGCUCCAAAUGCACGCCAGCACAAACCAGUUACCGAGCCUCUAUCCUCGAGGCAUUCUCGUUCGGCACCUGAGUGUCUUCAUCUCUCAUCUAGAAUCAAUGGCCGGACCAGGCACCGCCAACAACGCAUUUUUCAGCCGAGCGACUCGAGUCUUUUCCCGCCUCAUGGACGAGAUUCUCGCGCCCGAAGCGGUGACUGCAACUGAAACCUCUCCUGUAGAUUCCGUUGCUGAUUUAGACGUCUCCUUGUUUUCUGAUUUUGAGGGAGUCGGUCUCUUGGAAACGAUGGAUUUCGCUUCCGUCCUUGAUCAAGUCUUGUAUUAG